AAUCAUAAAUUUUUAGACUAAAAGUGCAUCAGUAGUAAUCAUUUUGAAGUGCAUUCAAGUCCAUAUACUGCUAGUCGCAGUCGGAAGUUAGAAUGACGAUUUUUAAGCUUGAACACUUCCCUCACGUCUGCCGGUCCUGCUUGCAACCGAGAGCCAAAGAAGAUAUAACCAUACUGAGCGAUUAUAGUGAAAAACACGGCUCAAAGCUGAUUGAUCUUUUAGACGAACUAACAUUUCCGAUUCCAAAGGAAUUAUAUGCUUUAACACCUAACGGCAUAUGCUCUCCCUGUUUAGAGGAUCUUGACCGCUUUUUGGACUACAGAAAACGUCUAAAUUAUGUGCUGAAAUUUAUCUUCGGCCUGGCCCAGGUUAAAGCCGGCAACGUUACUACCCUAAAGGAACUGUUUGACGACGAUAAUGAAUACAUUCUUUCGCUACUAAAAGAGCUUCAAAUUUUGGAGAAAGACGAACUUCGGUUAGAUGAUUUGCUGGGUGAAUUCUCCAACUACGAAAUUAGUUCGUUGACAGAUGUUAAAAAAGAAAAUGAUGAUGAUUUCAACGCGGAUUUCCUGGAAGAUUCGUUAGUGAAGGUGGAAGUCGAUGAAGGAGGAAUGCUCGUUGAGUAUCUGCACACGCCAGUAAAGCGCAAAAGAGGGCGCCCGAAAGCUAAAUCCGGCGCUAACUCGAAGGCAAAAAAGAAAGUUGGCCGACCGAAGAAAGUCGUUGAAACUUUAGACGAUGACGACACAUCGUUGGAUCACUCGCUAAAUGCAUCUGACCAGUUUCAGGACGUUGUAGAUGCGGAUGCCUUGGAGGAAAAUGAUAUGAUAAUCGAGCGACUCUCGAACGCUUCGGAAGGUUUCGCUGAUCAUGAUUUGACGGAAAUGUUGGAAAACACUGAUAGUCAGUUCCAGGAUGAUAUCGAUUCUGAUGGCGAAUUUCAGCUGGAUGAAACAUUGCUAACGGAAAGCCAACCACGGAAGCACCGCUCUACCCCUCGCGGCCAAAAGAAAGGCGAUCUAAAACAGUGCAGCAAGUGUAAAUUUAAAACCUACUAUCCAAAGACACUCAAAGCACACAUGGACAAGCAUUUACAGAGAGAGCAUUAUCCUCACAUGCAACGUUGCAAACGAUGUGACUUACAGUUCGAAACGAAAAAAGAGCUGGACAAACACAAGCGUCUUGAGCAUCGGGACUUCAUGUGCGACACUUGCGGGUUGUCGUUUGAGCAGAAGUUUGCGCUGGAAACGCACCGAAAGCGUCAUGAAAAUGUACGUCAGUAUAAGUGUGAAUACUGUCCUAUGGAGUACUACACUCGACCGGAAAUGCUACUGCACGUAAAACAGGUCCAUCUGAACGCCUUUCAGGUCAAGUGUACAGAUUGUGGCCUAAGCUUCAAGACGAAAUCAACCCUUAACCAGCACAUCAAAACUCACACCAAUCAGCGUACGCACACAUGUAGCGUAUGCGGUUACGGCUUCAAGUCAUAUACCCACUUGAAUCGGCAUAUUAAAUCGGUCCAUCAGGACGUCCGAUAUAACUGUGAACACUGCGAGAUAUCCUACGGUCGGAAGGAUAAACUUCGAAUGCAUAUGGAAAAGGUCCACAAUAUUCAAACCUAUUUCGUUUGUGAAAUUUGCCUUCAAUCCUACAAUGCAAAAGAUAAACUGGACGAACAUAAAGCUCAUCACGAAAAUCCAAAGCCACUACAGUGUGGUAUUUGCUUGGCUGCUCACAUGUCGCAGGAUGAAUUCGACAAUCAUCUUUGCAUCACUUAUAAAGAAAAUUACAUCUGCUGUAAUCGAGACUUCAAAUAUCAUUUUUACUACAAUAAACACAUGUUUCUGGCUCACGGUAUGAAGACAAAUGUGAGAGUAAAACCAACGGAAGGUCUACUUUUGGGACAGGUUCGCGCAAUGAGGAAACAAGCUGAACGAUGCCCGAAAUGUGAACAGGAAUUCCCUACAAGAAAUCAGAAGAAGCAGCACAUGAUUUCGUGCCGCGGCCCGGACACUGAUCUGGCAGUACACUGUGUGAACGAUGAUUCUUCUGUUAUUGUGCCAGGUCCAGCGUCGACGGCGACCUCUACCACUACCUAUGAAAUUGAGUUGAUUGAGCAUUACGAGAAUAAGGACAUCGUCCUGCACAAGGUCGAAGCCAUCUGAAGCGGUCGUGGAAGGUGGAAAUGGAGAAAGGACCUUGCUGAGGUAAAUGACUAAUUUACGAUGUUAGA
Sabethes cyaneus is the source of this 2233-nucleotide messenger RNA. Its product is annotated as myoneurin-like. The transcript is spliced from 6 exons. Gene Ontology annotation, cellular component: nucleus. The record is from RefSeq and is a predicted model, not a curated record. The coding region runs from base 93 to 2165 and encodes 690 amino acids. Gene Ontology annotation, molecular function: zinc ion binding. Lineage: Eukaryota; Metazoa; Arthropoda; Insecta; Diptera; Culicidae.